Messenger RNA from Purpureocillium lilacinum, 303 nucleotides. The record is from RefSeq and is a predicted model, not a curated record. NCBI's taxonomy places the organism in Eukaryota, Fungi, Ascomycota, Sordariomycetes, Hypocreales, Ophiocordycipitaceae.
AUGGAGACGCGCCAUGAGACGGCACGAUGCCACCAUGGGAUUGCACCGAAGAAUCAAGGACAUGGACGAUCAUCAAACCAACGCGCAUUGUUCAGCUGCUCGUCGGGACUCGGAGCAGCGAAGCCACUGAAGGAAAUCAUUUCUGGAGGGCAACCGACGGAUCGAUCAGCCGGGCAGCUGAGGAGAGGCCGGCAUCACUGUCGCUUCCCUCCGCAUAAAGCGGAACGUCUGUGGCCCGUGAUGGACCAGCGCCUCAUCGUAAGAGCGGAUGUUUUCGUAACCGCAACUGCCGGUCAGCUCUAG